CGGUGAGUGGGCGGAGUCAUCCAUGUAAACAUUUGUCUUAUCAGGUUUCCGUACGAUGUCGUGGCGUUUGCUCUUCUGCUGAAUUCGUGUUGCUAGCUAGCUAUCUACAUCAACAACACCACUGCUUUGAUACACAUUAUCACCUAAGUGUUACAGUUAGGAUCUUUUUAUUGAAUAAAUCAAAAUGAGACGAGCAGGUUUGGGCGAAGGAGGACCUGAAAAUUAUGUGGCCAGUGGAUACAGCGCGUACGAAGAGGAAAAUGAACACUUACAAGAGGGUCUGAGAGCCAAAGUCAGCGCCUUGAAGCAUCUGUCAAUAGAUAUCGGAACAGAAGUGAAAUACCAGAAAAACAUGUUGGACGAUAUGGACUCAGACUUUGACUCAACGGGAGGUUUGCUGGGGGCCACCAUAGGGAGAGUGAAGCAGCUUUCCAGGGGAAGCCAGACCAAGCUCCUGUGCUACAUGCUGUUCUUCUGCUUCUUGGUCUUCACCAUCCUUUACUGGUUUAUCAAACUGAGGUGAUGUGUUACAGGAGGCCCCGGCAUUUCCCUCCCUGCCUCGUGUUUCCUUUCCCGGUCUGUGUCAUGCGUGCACCUCUGCAUCAGAAGACCAGGAUGAUGACAAUGAGACUGUAAGAAUGUGCUUAAUGUUUGAGAAGACUCCCCCUAAAUCAUCAAUGACAAUGUGCAAUAGGGAAUAAUAAAAAAUGUCUGUUAAUUUUAGACAACCCUGAUGGAAUGAGUAGACACUGCCAUACGUUUGUAAUGAAACACUUUCGUACAGAGUCCCUUAACGAUGAUGCAUAUAAGUUGAUGUACAGGAUGAGUGAUCUAUUGCAUCAACAAAUCUGGCAAGGCUAAGCAGUAACAUGUGUUACACAGGCAGCCCAAUUCUGAUCUUUUUCCCCAAUCACAUUUUUCAGAGCUGAUUAGUGAAAAAAGAUUGGAAUUGGGUUCACUGUCAGAGGUUGCUUGAUCCAAUGUGAGACUGAUUUAACAUUUGAUCAAUAGUGUCCAACAAUUGAGUUCCACUAUAAACAAACAUCUUGUUUUUGUUUUGAGGAAUAAAUUAGGGUGUGCGCUCACUUCAAACAUUUCCUGUCCCAUCUACAGAGACUGUUCAUCUCCACUGCACACUGUUCUCCCGGUAACUGAUGUAAAAUGUUUUAUAUGUAAAUAAACAUGGAUGUUUUGGA
Molecule: messenger RNA, 1196 nt
Organism: Oncorhynchus mykiss (rainbow trout)
Lineage: Eukaryota; Metazoa; Chordata; Actinopteri; Salmoniformes; Salmonidae
Product: BET1 homolog
Source: RefSeq, a predicted model, not a curated record